AUGACAACUUUAGGGUACCUUGAACAUGUUAGUGAAGACGCAGAGACCCAUCCGAGCCGAUUGAUUCGAUGUAAGCGGUGUUAUGCCAAUUUAUUUGUUGGCGAUAGUUAUUUGAAGUACCAAAGUGAUGGUAAAAAAUUAUACAUAAGGUUUAAGGAUUUGAUUAACGAAGAAGAGAGUGAGUUGGUGAAAGAGAUUGAGUAUCAUUGUAAUAAUUGUCAGGUAUUAAUUGGAUUCCAAAUCAAGGAAAAACCAAAGAACAAUGAAUUGGGAGAUUUUCUAGGCGGGUUAUUUAAUAUUGAAAACGAUAUUAAUAUGAAUUUACAAAAAUAUCAGAAUAGUUUGAAUGAGGACCAUGAACUAAUUGAUGGGUUGAAUCAAAUUUCAUUUGAAGAUAAAGUAUCAGAGCAUAGAAUAUUAUUGAGAAAUUGCAGUACUAGUUUUUUAAAUUAUUAA
Molecule: messenger RNA, 456 nt
Organism: Hyphopichia burtonii NRRL Y-1933
Lineage: Eukaryota; Fungi; Ascomycota; Pichiomycetes; Serinales; Debaryomycetaceae
Exons: 1
Coding region: 1-456 (151 amino acids)
Source: RefSeq, a predicted model, not a curated record